GUUGCGUUCUUCAUAUUCAAUCUCUUGUUUUUGGUUUUGCUUCGUAGAAAUUAUUGACAGAAACUUUGUGACAAAUUUGAUUUUUUUUCUAUUUUUGAGCCGAUUCUUCCAUAUGAAUUAUUCAUUUUAUUUUAUGAAUGACGAUAUUUGCUUGCGAAUCAAAGUCUCCUCUGUUGUUCACAUAUAAAAAAAAACACAUUGACACUUCGGCAAAGAAAUUUGCACGUGUGAUAGAACGAUGAUGGUUCUGUGUGCAAUGUAAAUAUUGCACUGCAGUUUUGACUUCAUAUCUAAUACCAAUUUUUGAAUCGAGUCAUGCGUUGGCCGGUUGAUUUUACAAUUUGUUCAGAAUUUACCGAAAUGGACAUUGGAUUUUUUUGGUGGUUGAAAAUACAACCCGGAAAAUAAGAAAGGCGAAAAGGAAAGACAAAAACAUGAGAUAAUAUCAUCUAUUUUUUUUUUGCUCAUUUUGCGCAGAUGAGCGUUAUUGCGUACCAUAUUUAAAUUUGACUCGCACGUGAACUGCAACACACCAACUUUAUGUUUGCUGUUUUUCUGUUUCAUAUUGCAGUAUUCGUGCUCAUCCGUCGCGAAUGUGUUUAUAGAUUGAAAUGAGCAUAUUCCGUUUUGUUCUCGAAUUGAACGUGUGCUUGGUGCGUGAGAAAUUGAUUUUUUUCCUUCAAUCGGCGGGCAGCGAUAAAACGGUGAGAAUUUAAUUCAACGUUAAAUUUCCGGUGGUUAAUCGCGCGCGCAACACACCUUGGAUUUUUCUCACAUAAAUUGUGCUGAUAUCAGAUUAUUUGAAACUUAUACCUGUGAUCUUGAAUAUAGCCGAUCGAUCGAUCGGUCGUUCGUUUCUUCAAAACAUUUCAAUACAAACCGAACUGCAUUAUUCAGCGCCGUCAGCCAAGUUAUCGACCGGUUCCAAUUAUGAUUUCGGCAUUUUCAUGAUAAUAAUCCGCAAAAAACGUGACAAUCAAUCAAACAAAAAACUAAGGCAUUAAAUAACACUAGACGAAUCAACUCGACGAUAUUUUUAGGAAAUGGAUUUUUUCAUAGCGGGAACAGCGGCCACUUGUGCUGGUUUUUUCAGCAAUCCAUUCGAUGUGAUAAAAACGAGACAACAGCUGCAAGGUGAACUACAGAAAGAAGUAAAAGCAAAAAAUCAACUCUACCGAUCCGGAUUCACAGCGAUCAAGACAAUCAUCAAGUCCGAAGGAAUCACCGGGCUUCAGAAAGGCCUAGCACCGGCGCUUGCGUUUCAAUUCGUGAUGAACAGUACACGGCUUGGUAUGUACGAGACGGUCGAUAAAUUGAAUUGGACACGUUUCAGUGCUUCGUCACAUCAUUCAACGGUGCUGUGCGUGUUUUGGGGUGGUGUAUGCGGUGUUGUGGGCUCGGCAAUCGGUUGUCCAUUGUACAUGGUGAAAACACAGUUGCAAGCACAGUCAUCGCAGGGUCAAUUUGCCGUCGGCACACAGCAUGGCCACACUGGGAUGUUGAACGCACUAACCAACAUAUAUCGACAUCAAGGGAUACGUGGACUUUGGCGUGGUUUUGAAGGCAUUGUCUCACGGACUGCCGUCGGCUCGGCCAUUCAAUUGACUUCAUUCACAAUUUCCAAAGAUUACCUAAAUAAAAUUGAAACAUUUAAGCAUUCAACUUUUCUAACACCACUGGCAGCGAGCUUGAUAAGUGGCAUAUUUUUAAGUAUCGGAAUGACUCCAUUUGAUGUCGUAGCAACGCGACUCUUCAAUCAAGGAGUGGACCAAAAUGGCAAAGGUGUAUUGUAUCGAAACAUUUUCGAUUGCUUUGUCAAAACGUAUUCAAUCGAAGGCAUUCAUGGUCUCUAUAAGGGAUUCAUCGCAAACUACUGCCGAUGUGCACCACACACUAUUCUAUCGCUCACAUUCUGGGAUCUAUUUAAAAAAUGGGAAAACGUUUAUCUCUCCGAUGAUUCAUUUGAAUAUAAUAACACGAACUAAUUCAAUUUCAUUUGCCACCCGAUAAAAGAAAAUCUCCUAUUAUACUCGUUGCAUGUGAAUCUUGUUCAGAACAAAACAUCUAAUAGAUCUAACACAUUUUAUCGAUUUAUUGUUGUCGAUUUUUCGUGCUGUUUUUGAUAUUGCUAUGUCAAUAUAUAGACCCUAAUAAAGAAAUUUUUCGACACUAAAUUAAA
This is a messenger RNA of Sitodiplosis mosellana (orange wheat blossom midge), 2179 nucleotides long. Its product is annotated as solute carrier family 25 member 35-like. Lineage: Eukaryota; Metazoa; Arthropoda; Insecta; Diptera; Cecidomyiidae. The transcript has 5 exons. Bases 1044 to 1985 code for a protein of 313 amino acids. The record is from RefSeq and is a predicted model, not a curated record.